This is a messenger RNA of Thamnophis sirtalis, 4413 nucleotides long. NCBI's taxonomy places the organism in Eukaryota, Metazoa, Chordata, Lepidosauria, Squamata, Natricidae. The record is from RefSeq and is a predicted model, not a curated record.
AUGACGGUUUGUGCAGGAAACCAUGGUUUAAGCAGCCGCAUUGUGCGACGCCAGGGCCUUCAUCUCCUUCUGCUGGGCCAGGAAACACCAGAUCCUCUCUCAGACUCGGUGGUCGACGUCCUGACGGUGCUACAGCUGCAGAAGGAGCCCGAGGGAGUCCGCAAAACACCAGGCUUCUGCCUUCAGAAGCGCUUGGGCUCCGGACCAGACGCGGCUUUCCGGAUAUCCAGACGGGCCCAGAUCAGUGCCCCAACACGGCAGCUCUUCCCAGGUGAGUUCCCCGAGGACUUCUCCGUGAUGGCGCUGCUGAAGGCCAAGCCGGGCCGUCCCGUCUUCCUGCUCUCCGUCUACGAUCACCACGGCGUGCAGCAGCUGGGUCUUGAGCUCGGCCGCUCCCUACGGUUCUUCUACCGUGACCAGAACGGCCACCCGGCCCCUGAGGACUACCCAGUCUUCCGCGGGGCCAACCUGACCGACGGCAGGUGGCAUCGGGUGGCAUUCAGUGUGAAGAAGAAGCAGGUGACGCUAUUCCUGGACUGCAAGAAGAAGGCCACCAUGCCCCUCCCCCGGGGGAACAAGCCCCUGUUGGACACCAAGGGCAUCACCAUCUUCGGGGCCCGGAUCCUGGACGAGGGGGUCUUCGAGGGAGACAUCCAGCAGCUGCGGAUCAGCUCCAACCCCCAGGCCGCCCACAGUUACUGCCCGGACUGCGGGGGCCCAUCACAGAAGCCCCAAGCCCAGGAAGCUCAGCAGAGGCCCCCCAGGCCUGAGACGCCCCCCAAGACGAAGCCCCCCACUCAGGCCAAGCAGCCCCAGAAGCGCCAGCUGCCCGGCCCCUCGCCCACCGCCCCCAAGACGGACGCCCCAGAAGGGAAGCGGCCCAGCGGCCACAAGGAAUCCCGCGACGGGAAACCACUCAGCAACGGAAAGGCCUCAACCGCCGGAAAAACCCCCAAGGCCACCAGCCCCAGUGCCAAGGCAGCCUCGGCCGGCAAGAAGGCAGGGGGCCCGGCCCAGGCAGCCCGGGGCCCACGAAGCAGCUACCAACAGGAGGAGGCGGCUGACGAGGAGGAGGGUCUGGACUAUGGAAACGGCGAUCCUAACCCCGGCGAGAUGGGCCCCCUGCUCUCAGCCCAGGCCCCCUACGAAGCCGUCGUAACAGACUCGGUGGUCGACGUCCUGACGGUGCUACAGCUGCAGAAGGAGCCCGAGGGAGUCCGCAAAACACCAGGCUUCUGCCUUCAGAAGCGCUUGGGCUCCGGACCAGACGCGGCUUUCCGGAUAUCCAGACGGGCCCAGAUCAGUGCCCCAACACGGCAGCUCUUCCCAGGUGAGUUCCCCGAGGACUUCUCCGUGAUGGCGCUGCUGAAGGCCAAGCCGGGCCGUCCCGUCUUCCUGCUCUCCGUCUACGAUCGCCACGGCGUGCAGCAGCUGGGUCUUGAGCUCGGCCGCUCCCUACGGUUCUUCUACCGUGACCAGAACGGCCACCCGGCCCCUGAGGACUACCCAGUCUUCCGCGGGGCCAACCUGACCGACGGCAGGUGGCAUCGGGUGGCAUUCAGUGUGAAGAAGAAGCAGGUGACGCUAUUCCUGGACUGCAAGAAGAAGGCCACCAUGCCCCUCCCCCGGGGGAACAAGCCCCUGUUGGACACCAAGGGCAUCACCAUCUUCGGGGCCCGGAUCCUGGACGAGGGGGUCUUCGAGGGAGACAUCCAGCAGCUGCGGAUCAGCUCCAACCCCCAGGCCGCCCACAGUUACUGCCCGGACUGCGGGGGCCCAUCACAGAAGCCCCAAGCCCAGGAAGCUCAGCAGAGGCCCCCCAGGCCUGAGACGCCCCCCAAGACGAAGCCCCCCACUCAGGCCAAGCAGCCCCAGAAGCGCCAGCUGCCCGGCCCCUCGCCCACCGCCCCCAAGACGGACGCCCCAGAAGGGAAGCGGCCCAGCGGCCACAAGGAAUCCCGCGACGGGAAACCACUCAGCAACGGAAAGGCCUCAACCGCCGGAAAAACCCCCAAGGCCACCAGCCCCAGUGCCAAGGCAGCCUCGGCCGGCAAGAAGGCAGGGGGCCCGGCCCAGGCAGCCCGGGGCCCACGAAGCAGCUACCAACAGGAGGAGGCGGCUGACGAGGAGGAGGGUCUGGACUAUGGAAACGGCGAUCCUAACCCCGGCGAGAUGGGCCCCCUGCUCUCAGCCCAGGCCCCCUACGAAGCCGUCGACUUUCUUGGUUUCCCCCGUGGCCUGAAGGGAGAGAAAGGGGAACCAGCCGUCUUUGAACCUGGGAUGGUUGUGCCCGGCCGGCCCGGCCCCGAAGGACCCCGGGGCGCGAGUGGACCGCCUGGCACCCAGGGGAUGCCCGGAGCUCCUGGCGACCCCGGAGAGCGGGGUCCCCCUGGACGGGCCGGAUUCCCGGGGUCAGACGGACGUCCAGGGCCCCCCGGCACCUCCAUGAUGCUCCCGUUCCGUUUCGGGAGCCCCGCCGGGGGCCAGAAGGGGCCGGUCGCGAUGGCCCAGGAGGCCCAGGCCCAGGCGUUCCUCCAGCAGGCCCGCCUAUCCUUGCGUGGCCCUCCAGGACCCAUGGGGUACACCGGCCGCCCAGGACCCAUGGGUGAACAGGGAGUCUCCGGCGUGAAGGGGGAGCCCGGAGAUUUUGGCCAACAGGGGCCCCAGGGACAACAGGGACUGAGUGGCCCCCCAGGGAAGCCCGGCCGUCGCGGCAGGGAGGGCGCAGACGGUGCACGGGGGAUGCCUGGAGUGCCUGGCCUCAAGGGCGAUAGGGGUUUCGACGGGCUGCCCGGCCUCCCGGGGGACAAGGGAUACCGGGGAGACCCCGGUGCGCAAGGAGUCUCUGGACCCCCGGGCGAAGACGGCGAGAGGGGCGACGAUGGAGAGAUCGGGCCCCGUGGCUCCCCUGGAGAACCGGGACCAAGAGGGCUGCUUGGCCCCAAAGGGGCCCCGGGCGUCCCAGGGCCACAGGGCGUGCGUGGUGUGGACGGCCCCCACGGACCGAAGGGGGGCCUGGGUCCGCAAGGGGAGCCGGGACCCCCUGGCCAACAGGGGGCACCUGGAACUCAGGGUCUGCCGGGACCACAAGGCCCCAUGGGGGCCCCGGGGGAAAAGGGACCCCAAGGGAAACCAGGCCUUCCCGGGAUGCCCGGCUCGGAUGGACCCCCGAGGGGCCACUCGGGGCCCCCAGGACCUCCAGGAGAACAAGGCCUGCCAGGGCCCUCCGGGAAGGAAGGGACCAAGGGUCCACCAGGCGAAGCCAUCCAGCCCCUGCCAAUCCAGCGCCACAAGAAGAGCCGGCGCUCGGUGGAUGGUAGCCAGCUGGUGCCAGAGGAGGUGGAGGAGAUGGCGGCCGACGGGGCAGCGGGACAGCCGGCCUCCCGGCGCGUGGAGGAGAUCUACGGCUCCCUGGAGUCCCUCCGCCAGGAGAUCGAGGGGAUGCGGAAGCCGCUGGGCACCCAGGACAGCCCUGCCCGCACCUGCCAGGACCUCCGGCUGAGCCAGCCUGAACUGCCCGACGGCGAAUACUGGAUCGACCCCAACCAGGGCUGUACCCGCGACUCCUUCAAGGUUUAUUGUAACUUCACGGCGGGGGGCGAGACAUGCGUCUUCCCCAGUUGGGAAUCUCGAGAGGUGGCAAUGGCUGCCUGGGAGGAGGAGAUGCCGCCGAGGUGGUUCAGCCAGUUCCAGAAGGGCCAUCAGUUCUCCUACGUGGAUGCGGAGGGCCGCCCUCUGGGCGUGGUUCAGCUCUCCUUCCUGCGCCUGCUGAGCACCUCUGCCCGCCAGAACUUCACCUACCACUGCCAGCACUCGAUCGCCUGGCACAGCUCGGGGUCCCCCACCUUGGAGGGCUACCAGCAGGCCCUGCGCUUCCGGGGGGCCAACGACGAUGAUCUGAGCUAUGACAACAGCCCCUACAUCAAGGCCCUGGUGGAUGGCUGUGCGGCAAGGAAAGCAUCCAGCGAGACACUCCUGGAGGUCAACACCCCCCAAGUGGAGCACCUGCCCUUGCUGGAUGUGCACCUGAUGGACUUUGGGCAGGCCGGUCAGGGCUUCGGCUUUGAGGUGGGGGCCGCCUGCUUCCUUGGCUAGAGCGGAGACCCCAGUGCAGCCGGCAGGAGUGGGACGACCACCUUCCUGGUGCCCACCAAACAACGGAGACCAUGGGAAGGGUGGGGUGGGGAUCAGCCAGAGGCCCAGCAACCGGAAGAUCUGUGGAGUGCAGAGAAAUCCCCCUACUCCCAGGGACUCACCAGCCCCCAUGGAAAUGUUCUCUCUGCCACCCUUGCUGCUGAAUCCCCCAAAGGGCGCUGUUCCCCCCUCCCCAAAUGGACCCUAACCUGCUUCAGUGCUUCCUUCCAUCUAUGUUGAUGGAGACACCUCCCCCAAACAGCAGAGUCCCUAGCCAGC